This is a messenger RNA of Macroventuria anomochaeta, 1948 nucleotides long. RefSeq names its product high affinity methionine permease. Gene Ontology annotation, cellular component: membrane. Gene Ontology annotation, molecular function: L-amino acid transmembrane transporter activity. The transcript is spliced from 3 exons. The record is from RefSeq and is a predicted model, not a curated record. Lineage: Eukaryota; Fungi; Ascomycota; Dothideomycetes; Pleosporales; Didymellaceae. Bases 301 to 1890 code for a protein of 529 amino acids. Gene Ontology annotation, biological process: amino acid transmembrane transport.
UCCCGCUAGAUUUUUCUUACCUUCGAGCACGACAUCGCCGCCAUGGACGAAUUCAACCUUCCAAGAGGUCUGCGCGCAAAAAAUGUUUCGUAAAAUCUUCCUCUGUUGUAGCUGUGGCUGACGGCACGCCAUUCGCACAGACCGACAAGCUGACCUUCACACCUUCGCCAAUACGAUUCACGGUGUCUAAGUGUUCUUGGAUCGCAUGUGCAAAGGACCCUAACCGUUUGGAAUUCGUAUAAGAUUCUUCUUGCGCCGAGCAAGAUGGAGUCGACUCCACUCAUCUCCUCAUCGUCCACGAUGUCAAAGCUCUUCUCCAAGUACGGGGCUACCUCUGGGGCAAAGGCAGCGCCUGCUGAGGGCCAGCCUAAGUCUGACCCCGAUGCUCCUCCUUCGGAUAUCGAUAAUGGAUCUCUCUACCAGGUUCGCCAGGCAAAGCGCCAGAUCGGUGUUACAUCAGCUGUGUUUUUGAUUUUCAACAGGAUGAUCGGAACUGGUAUUUUUGCGACUCCGAGUGCCAUCUUCUCUCUAUCCGGUAGUGUUGGCUUGUCUCUGUUCAUCUGGGUCGCUGGUAUGCUGAUCGCUGCUGCUGGUAUGGCCGUUUAUCUCGAAUUUGGCACAGCCAUUCCAAGGAACGGAGGCGAGAAGAACUACCUCGAAUUUGUCUACAGCAAGCCUAAGUUCCUCGCUACUGGUCUUUACACUGGUUAUGUCAUCCUUUUGGGAUGGGCAGGAUCCAACUCUGUCGUCUUCGGAGAGUACAUUCUCCAUGCCGCCAACGUCGAAGUCACCCGCUGGAACCAGCGUGGUGUUGGUCUAGCUUGCAUCACCGCCGCUUUCCUCAUCCACGGACUGGCUUUGAAGUGGGGCCUGAGGCUCCAGAACUUGCUCGGUGUCAUCAAGCUGCUCAUUAUUUUGUUGAUUGUUGUCUCCGGAUGGGCAGCACUGGGAGGUGCUCUCAAGAUCGAGAAACCUAACAACUUCGACAACGCCUUCGCCGGUACCACUGGUAGCGCUUAUGGUGUUGUUACCGCGCUAUACAACGUUAUCUGGAGUUAUAUCGGAUACAGCAACGCCAACUACGCCCUCAGCGAGACCAAGAACCCUGUUCGCACCCUCAAGCUCGCUGCCCCUCUGGCUCUUGGAUCCGUUGCCAUUCUGUACAUGUUCGUCAACAUCGCCUACUUCGCUGCCGUUCCCGCCGACGAGAUCAUUUCCUCGAAGCGUCUCGUAGCUGCGUCGCUCUUCCGCAACGUUUUCGGACCCAAGGCUGAGCGUGCACUUUCCGUCUUCGUUGCUCUGUCUGCUUUCGGAAACGUUCUCAGUGUCAUUUUCUCCCAAGGUCGUCUUGUGCAAGAGCUGGGUCGUGAGGGAAUUCUUCCCUGGUCCAGGCUAUGGGCAAGCAACCGUCCCUUCAACGCACCUCUUGCUGGCCUAUUCGAGCACUGGCUCGUCUCGGUCAUCAUUAUGCUGGCUCCCCCUCCUGGUGACGCGUAUAACUUCAUUCUCAACGUUAUCUCGUACCCGCUUGCCGUUGUGAACGUCUUCGUCGCAGCAGGUCUGGCCUGGCUCUACCUUCACAAGGAGCAGUACAACUGGAACCCCCCGAUCAAGGCCACCCUUCCGGUCACCAUCUUCUUCUUCCUCAGCAAUGUCUACCUCGUAAUUGCGCCAUUCGUCCCUCCCAGUGAUGGCAACAGCGUCUACGAGACUCUGCCAUACUACCUUCACUGCGUUGUUGGCUUCGGCAUCAUUGCCGCUGGCGGUGUCUACUGGUUAAUCUGGGCAGUCGUGUUGCCCAAGAUUGGAAACUACACGCUUCAUCGCGAGGUCGUUGUUGAUGACAUCGAUGGUUGGGAGAGGCAUGUUUUCAGGAAAGUCCCCAACUAAAACUGUGUGUCAUGAGAUGCAGAGAUACCGUAGAUAUUUUAGUGUAGUUUAAUGACGC